Molecule: messenger RNA, 4531 nt
Organism: Monomorium pharaonis (pharaoh ant)
Lineage: Eukaryota; Metazoa; Arthropoda; Insecta; Hymenoptera; Formicidae
Product: homeobox protein prophet of Pit-1
Exons: 6
Coding region: 34-879 (281 amino acids)
Biological process (GO): regulation of transcription by RNA polymerase II
Molecular function (GO): DNA-binding transcription factor activity, RNA polymerase II-specific; RNA polymerase II transcription regulatory region sequence-specific DNA binding
Source: RefSeq, a predicted model, not a curated record
GCGGCUGCUGCCAAUUGCGGACAGAAUAAGCUGAUGGACGAGCUCAGGCCGAAUCUGGGUUUGCUCGGGGUCGGCCUGGUCGAGAACGACAGCUUUCAUCUGAAUCACAAUCAGGAGAAGAGGAAGUGCAGUAGCGCCAGCUCGAAUGAGCAGGACUUCGGCCUGUACGGGGUGCAUCAGGGCCUCGAGGCGAGCCCGCCGACGCCCGCCGCGACGCCCGGUAGAAGCAGCGUCGGGGCCACCACCACCGUCGGAGCCGAAGGCGCUUUCAAAAAGUUAAAGCCCGACCCCUGCGCCUCCAGUCCUCACAUUGGCCACACACCUACCACAGCUAGCUGUCCAACACCGGCCCGACGGCGACACAGGACUACCUUCACUCAGGAGCAGCUGGCAGAAUUGGAAUCGGCGUUUGCAAAAUCCCAUUAUCCGGACAUAUACUGCAGGGAGGAAUUGGCGAGGACCACCAAAUUGAACGAGGCCAGAAUUCAGGUUUGGUUCCAGAACAGAAGAGCGAAAUACCGGAAGCAGGAGAAGCAGCUGCAGAAAGCUCUAACACCAAUUCCCGCCUGCCAAGGUGCCAUGAUGAGGAAUAUCUAUCCUGGUGCUAGCAGGGGUUAUCAACCCUACCCCCAUCCUCACAACAGCAUAAAUGGCAUAAAUCGUUAUCCCCAGAUGGGCACGACGUCUUACCCGAGCAUGACCCAGCCGUUCUCCAUGUCGCAUUCAGCGUCGAAUAUGUCGGCCGUCACCGGGAUGCGACAAGAUGCAAUGGGAAUGUCGGCGGAGGACGAGUGGUACAACAAGAGCAUCUCGGCCCUGAGAAUGAACACAGCCCACCACCCGAAUCUGGCCGCGCCGAUGUUACAGUAUCAGACAUAAUUGUAAACGGAGGCGAGAGGGCGACUCGAGGAUCUCGUCAGGAGGGGUCCGAUGGCGUACAUACCUAUGAUCCAGCCAAUCGGUAGCGAUCGAGGGAGGAAAAACGAGGGAGAGCGAGAUGACGAACUCGACGAAGCCCGAUCGACGUUUUGCCGUUUCGCGGAGGGAAAACGAGAGGAGGAAAGAAAGUGAGAGAAAGGAAAAACAGAACCGCGGCUCGAUUUGCGAUUUAUUCGCUAAAUCGCCUCCCGCGGCCGCGUCGACAUCCUGAUUUUGCGACGCGUCCUCGCAUCUCGCUUGCAACAAACAAGCGCGAGCAAGCAAGCAAGCAAGCAAGCUCGAUUCGUAACGGCACACACAUGUCGCAUAUAAGUACACGCGUGAAAAAAAAGCUCUCUCGAGCACCGAUCACGUCCUCACGUUUCCGUCGCCGGAGGACAGGCCAGAUACUAGAUCGAGCACGGCACGACAGUUGAAUGUUAGACGCUAUGACGAAAUAGCGAGGCGGCGUUUAUUCGGAACAUGAAUUUCAAAAGUUCAACAAUGUUGCGCGCGUGCAAAAUAUCGUUGCAGAAUAUCAAUUGGCACACCUAGAUUCUCGCUCGUGGUUUCCACUUAGGAUACAUUACGAUCGACACGUCUCCGGCAUCGGGUAUUUUCGACUGGAAUGUUCUUAAUACUUUAUCCUUCUUUUAAAUUCAUUAAUUUUAAGUUUAAUUUUUUUAAUAAAACUUGAUUUUGUCGUUCGAGAACUGGUAUUUCGCGAAAAACUCGUGUAAAUUGAAAAACGUGAACGAAGAGUAUGUUAAAUCAACGAAACGCAAUUUCAAUAUGGCGCGGAAAAGAAGCGCUUUGAUUUUUGUCACAUAAAAAAUUUCCAUAUAUAUAUAUAUAUAUAUAUGUGUAUAUAUAUAUAUAUAUGUGUGUGUGUGUAUGUGUGUAUAAUAGUUCGUACUUCGAUCCUUGUGGCAGAGAAACUCAAUUAUUCUGUUCUUUAUUACACGCGGGAGAAAAUACGUGAUGCUCGAGACUCCCCUAUGUUUCGGACAGCGAAGGAUAUCCCGCAAUUAGCGUGUACAGAAACUGUAGAGCCCGUUCGCCGCGAGAUCGUCGUGUAUUUUCUAUAACGCGUAGAGCCAAGGUUUCUUUUCCUCGCGAGACACUGGGUUCCUUAAUUCCGUUCGAGAGAUGCGUUACCGCACGUAAACGCACUCGCGUGCGCGGCAUUCCGUUAAUCUCCUAACAACGAUACGUGCCACACCUUCGUGAUUAAUUGGCGAGAGUGAGGGGGGGGGGGAGCAAGGGAACGGGGGACGAUACUGUACAUAAGUGGGCGAAAGAGAAGAGAUAUAGAUACAUAAUAUAGAGAUUGCGUAAUCGGCAGAUACUCUAGCAUAUGCGAUUUUUCAAUGUCCUUUUAAAAGUGUAAGCAUACCCUUAGUGAAUGAUAUUAGGCAUUGAUUUGUGUGCUUAUGUUGACCACGAUUUUGGAUAAUCGGGGGAAGGGGGAGAGAUGGGAGGAAAGCGCGUUGGAAGGGGACGGUGGUAUCCGACAGUGUUUUGCGUUUUCGAAAUUUGAGGGGCGCCAGGGUUUCCCCGUCGCGACGAGCGGAUCGUCGAGGCUCGACCCCCUUCGCGCGGAUCAGACGUCGUCGCACGCAAAUCGACGCAGGGUAGCGCGUCGCGUUACGAAAAAUGACCGAAAAAUAAAGCAAACGUUCGUGCGUCUCGUGUGAACUGCAAGUACACGUGUCUGAUCUCGAAGAAAGCGUCACACGUGAGGGGUAGGCAUCGACUUUGAAGCUAAGAAAAAAUAAAAAUUAUCGAGGAGACAUCGGGGAACAUAAGAGUUGGCGAUAUAUUUUUAGAUUCCUGUCAGCUUUAGGGCGGGGGUACGACGUGCGUGAACGUGUCUGCAACAACAGGACAUUCAGAAUUGUCCGGUGGAAUUUCACAGCCGGACAGCUUUUGUAGAUUUGUGUGCGACAGCCUAUGGGCCGAUUUCACACCGAGAAAGUAUCCGGCGCCUACACACAAUGCCUACACCCACAAACGACAGAUUGUAGGGGUGAAUUUGUUAUAAGCGAAGAAACGAGACCUCGAUUUCGCUCCCCGUUGACUUUUCGCGAGUGCCGAUCGUCGAGAGGUACGUCGCGACGAUUCUUCGAACCUUGAACGAAUAUAAGGGGUCAAUUUCAUCGCAUCGCAAGACGAAAAAUGUCCCAAUCGAAAAACGAUCGGUGCUCGGACAAUUGAUGAACGUCCAAGUGGAACAACAAGUCGCAGUAACGUCAACGUGACAUUAAAAUAAAUCGUGAUUGAUUAAAAAUGAUUGAUCGACUUUUAAUGAUCAUUUUGGAAACAUUUUGAUGUCAUUUCAAUGAUUUCAUGACGAGCCUUUGUUCUGCUCGAGGCGCACACAGAUCCAUGAUCACAAACGGAGGUGGGGAAAGGAGCAUAGAGCCAACAGAGUUUUAACGAGAAAGAUGGGGGUCGCACUCUAUCUCAUUCAUAUCCCAGAAUUAAAUAUGUAAUUAUCGCUAACAGAUCGUAUCGUGUAACAAUGUUGUCUUCGCAAUAGUCGAACCGAUUGCAUCAACAGGCGAAUGAUUCCGCCUGAUUAAAACGAUUGCCAUCGCGGAAGCGCGGCACGAUCAGACGACUGUGUUAUUGACGAGGUAAUUUGCGAACAUCACGCAAACGAUGAAAAUCGGAUCGUCGAUGAGACGGUACGCCGAAUGUACAUUAUUCACUCUGUUGCCGCAAGCCGGUUGAUUAUUGCGAUCGUUCGUCGUCCGGAUGCUUUCCCGCGGAAAAAAAGCAGAAUCGGAGCUUUCGUCGCUUUAACCGUUUGUCCUUCGAGCUUCUAGUUCGACAAAAUUCUGCAUUAAUUUCAUUCUAAUGUUAUUACAUUUACAAAUGUAUGCGAUUUGUAUAGCUUCUUGAGGGGAAAAAAAACGAGCAAUCGGACGAAGUUAUCAUUCUGUUAAUGUUCUAUUUGAUUUUAAGAAAUAUAUCACAAGCGCGUACGAACUUUAUAAAUACAGACUAUUCAAUUCAAUAUUACGAUUAGUAUAAUUCUAUGGAGACAUCAGAGAUGGGUUUUGCAGCGAAGCGGCAAACGGUUAAUUAACGCGCGACUCGCGACUUCUCCCUGGCGCCUUUCAGUCGUAAAUAUUCGGAGUCUGUCCAGUCAACAAUCGUCUAUAUUGGUGUCAUUUUUCGAUAACUGUCUAAUCAAUAUAUCGACUCGAGAAUGAAGCUGCAGACGACUGCGCAUUGUUUUCGUGUAGUUUCGCUGCGACCUUAUUAUUAUCGCUCGCGGCAUUCCACGAGAAAUGUUCCUAAAAAGUUUGUAACAUAUCGUACACGGUCCACUUAUACGUGCACACACACACAUACACACACACACACACACAUACACACACGCGCGCGUGCAUACAAAGUAUACACGCAAUACACGAAGUAUGCGUGGGCGCGUACGUCCAUGCGUCCGACACACGAAAUUACACGCGUCAAGUUGUGUCGAGAAGGCAAGAUUAAAAAUUAAGUGGAAAUGCAUACCGGACGAGCGUAACAUAGUUUUAAGCCAGGGUCACGUAUUGUACGUAUGUGUUGUACAUAGCCUAAAUAAAAAUUACAUUUAAAAUUA